This is a messenger RNA of Cryptomeria japonica (Japanese cedar), 1560 nucleotides long. RefSeq lists its product as uncharacterized. Lineage: Eukaryota; Viridiplantae; Streptophyta; Pinopsida; Cupressales; Cupressaceae. The transcript has 3 exons. Bases 1 to 1560 code for a protein of 519 amino acids. Gene Ontology annotation, molecular function: catalytic activity. The record is from RefSeq and is a predicted model, not a curated record.
AUGUCAAUUGGGGGUAAGAAAGCCCUUUGGGAUUAUUUAUCCCUCACCCCUUCCCCCCUUCAUGGAAAAUUUGUGGUUUUUGGAGGAGACUUUAAUGCCAUUUCUUCUGACGAUGAGAAGUGUGGAGGGAUUUUUCCUAAUAAGCAUAUCUUGGAGGACUUCUCUGCUUUUAUUCUAAAUAAUGACCUGGUGGAUUGCAAAACCUUGAAUGGGUCAUUUACUUGGACAAAUAGGAGAAAAUAUUUCUCGCAGAUUGCUGAGAGACUUGACCAUUUUCUGAUUUCUGACAAUUGGAUUUCCUCUGAUGUGGAUGUUGUGGCCACAAUCUUGCCUUAUGCUAGUUCAGAUCAUUUCCCAGUUGUGUUAUCAAUCUUCGAUGAUAGAGCUCUUGGCCAUUCUUCUUUUAAGUUUGAACCAAUGUGGUUUCGGGAUCCAUCCUUUCCUUUUCUUUUACAAUCUUGGUGGUCUUUGGCUCCUUUUGUUCAAGAGUCAGAGAUCACUGUUGAGGGUGUCCGGUUUUUCAAGUCUUUGCUUUCAGAAGAGUCAUAUGUUUUUAAUGAUAAUUUUUCUUCUUCGAUUCCUCAGCUGAUAAUUGAUGAGGAUAAUGCAAUGCUAAUGGCUCCUUUUUUUAUUCUAGAAGUAAAAGAUGUUGUCUUCUCAAUGUCCCCUAAUAAGGCCCCUGGUCCAAAUGGCUUUACUACUCUGUUCUUUCAAAAAUGCUGGUCAUUUCUUGGGGAGGAUCUUCAUCUUCUUUUAGAAGAGGCUAGGUGCAAUAGGUCUAUGUUAAGAGAGCUCAAUACAACUUUGAUUGUCCUCAUUCCGAAAAGUGAGAAUCCCAAAACUUUUGUGGAUUUUCGUCCAAUUUCUCUAUGCAACACAUUAUACAAAAUUAUUACUAAGGCUAUUUUUUUAAGGCUUGCUAAGCUCAUUCCUAGAAUUGCCUCAGGUGAACAGGGGGGUUUUGUCCCUGGUAGGGAAACAACAGAGGGGGCCAUUGUGGCCCAUGAGAUUCUGCAUUCUAUCUCUCAGUUGUCUAUUUUGGACAUGAUUUUAAAGUUGGAUAUGAUGAAGGUUUAUGACAGGAAGGUUAAUCAGGCUAAAUCAAAAUUUUUCUUUCUUAAUGUUUCCCCUCUGGUGCAGUCCAGAUUGUCUUGUUUUUGGGGCUUCUCUGUUGGCCAGUUUCCUUGCAAGUAUUUAGGGCUUCCAUUUUUUACUGGCUUAGAGAAGCAUAAUUUUUGGGAACGAAUCUCAGGGGCUAUUUCUUCAAGAAUUCUUCCUUGGUCUCACAAGUGGUUAACUUUUUCUGGAAAAAUUGUGCUUAUUAGAGUUGUUCUAAAUGCAGUUCCUAUAUAUCUAUUAUCUGUUUUAAAGGCUUCUAAUAAGUCUAUGGUUUCUCUACGUUUAGUUUUAAGGUCUUUUUUAUGGAAUGAUAAUGUUAAUAAGAAAUGUAGGAUCCCUUUGUUGGCAUGGGAUAGGGUUUGUGCUCAUAGGGACAAAGGAGGUGCAAGGGUUAAGGAUCUUGGUAAGCAGAAUUUGGCUCUUGGUGCUAAAUUAGUUUGA